Molecule: messenger RNA, 1751 nt
Organism: Peromyscus maniculatus bairdii (prairie deer mouse)
Lineage: Eukaryota; Metazoa; Chordata; Mammalia; Rodentia; Cricetidae
Source: RefSeq, a predicted model, not a curated record
AAUGGAUGGGCUGAAAUUGAGGCAUUCAAUAUAGUGGGGGAAAUUUCUUCAAGUGGGGAAGCACCUUUCUCAGUCUAUUGGGACAACCUCUUAAUGACUUGGGCCAUGUAUGUCCCGUCUCUGCCUCCCUUUGAAGUUGUUGAUACGAGGUCAGAUGACUGAUGUAGGAAGCAUAAGCAUGGAGGUGUCUCCCAGUAACUGUCUAUCCCUGCUUCUUAACCUAAAGUAGUCAAGGCCCUGACCUGGUCAUAAAAUGCAAUUUGUCUGAGUCUACAAACAGCGGGGUCUGGAAGCAGUAGUGUGUGGGAAGUAGAGACACUCCCUGCUUAUGCAAGUUCCUCAGAGUGUUAGAAAUAUAUGUAUGUAUAUAUGCAUAUAUAAAUACACACGCACACAUAUAUGUAUAUGUAUAUGUAUAUAUAUAUACACAACCACAUAUAUAUGUUAUAUUCAGUGUAGGAAGAGAGAUUUCCAUUAAUUUAUUAAACAAGUAUUGAAGCAAGCUGGGGACUGAGUACAGGAGUGAGCAAAAAAUCCUUACCUUGGGCAAGUUUACGUAAAACAGUCUGAAUGCAAAAUUCAAGGAAUUAACCUUAACAGGUUAGAGCCAUAAAACCAGCCCGGGUCCUAGGCCAAGUCCAGCUGUACCUCCUCCACUCCGCUAGGAGGCAGUGCGGCCACCCACCGCUCUCCCGAUAGGCCUCGCGCGGGCGCGCACGUUUAAGUGGACGGAAGUGCCGGUGCGCAAGGUAGCUCAGCAGGCGGAAGCGGCUCGUCCGCCGGUAGCCGCCAUGCCGGGAGACCACCGCCGCAUCCGCGGGCCGGAGGAGUCCCAGCCGCCGCAGCUGUACGCGGCCGGCGAGGACGAGACGCCGGCUGCCCGCGACCCGACGCGGCUACGACCGGUGUACGCGCGCGCCGGGCUGCUGAGCCAGGCCAAGGGCUCGGCCUACCUGGAGGCGGGAGGCACCAAGGUGCUGUGCGCCGUCGCGCUGGCCGCGGCGCUCACGGCCGCCGCGCUCGCCCUGGCCGACGCGGGAGUGGAGAUGUAUGAUCUGGUAGUGGGCUGCGGCCUGAGCCUCGCCCCGGGACCCUCGCCCACUUGGCUGCUGGACCCCACGCGGCUGGAGGAGGAGCACUCGGCAGCCGGCCUCACGGUGGCGCUCAUGCCGGUGCUCAAUCAGGUGGCCGGCUUGCUGGGCAGCGGGGAAGGCGGCCAGACGGAGAGUUGGACGGACGCGGUGCGCCUGGGCCUGGAAGGCUGCCAGCGCCUCUACCCAGUGCUGCAGCAAUGCUUGGUGCGGGCUGCCCGCCAGAGGGGCGCCGCCGCCCCGUCCUGAUCGGGGGAAACCUGAGCAACCACGAUGCGGAAGACUACUGUCGUCCUUCUCUUCCCAGAAGGACCGGAGCUGUUGGUCGCCUGGCUUAGCUGAGCCGAGAAACCAGAGUGGGAGGUAGCGCGCACAGAACCAAAGCACUGGACAGCUGUGUUGGGACGAUUUUAAGGGCCUUUGCAGCCACCAUCCAGUUGGAAAAGUUUGAAAGCCUUACUCCCAAGUUGGAAAGGACUUAAGCUGGAUUACCUGGUAAAUGAGACCUAGGAGCUGUGGUCUUCAAAGGGAUGGACCCUGUGCAGGCCAGCCGUUGGCUCCAAUGUAUGAUAAACUGCUUCUUUUGAGAGGAUGGACAAGGGGACUUUGCUUUCUCACUACCCAAACUAAAACAUAAAAAUCUUUUUUAUAACCUGAAAA